Vespa crabro (European hornet) is the source of this 1118-nucleotide messenger RNA. RefSeq lists its product as uncharacterized. The transcript is spliced from 5 exons. The record is from RefSeq and is a predicted model, not a curated record. The coding region runs from base 206 to 862 and encodes 218 amino acids. Lineage: Eukaryota; Metazoa; Arthropoda; Insecta; Hymenoptera; Vespidae.
UAAUAUAGUUUAUUGAUAAGUGUGUUUUCCAUAGUUGUUAAACGCGGGAAUAAUUAUUCAGUUACUUAUGUAUCUAAUGCAAAGUAGUUUUAUUCAUUUACAAAGUUCUGAUAGUGAAGUGUAAUUAGUGUAAUUAGAAUAUAAUUGUUCCUCCCAAUUGCCAUGGAAGAUCUAUUAAUAUCAUAGUAUAUGUUCUGAUGUGGCCAUGCGAAUAUUUUUACUUUUCUAUUUAACCAUGGUUUUGCAUAGAAAAGGUAUUGCCAGAGCUACAGUUACAGUGAAAGAAAUUAUGGCUGGUCAUUUAGCUGAACUUCCAUGUUUAAGCAGUGAUGAUCAGCAUCGAUUCAUGUUUUGGCAACUUACCGAUGAUAGACAUGUAAUUGGUCCUGGAAAUCCUUUAGAUGUGAAUAAGUACAAUUAUGAAGUGUUAACGGGGACACUUUAUAUUAGGGGAGUAUCGACUGCUGAAUCUGGUUUUUAUAAAUGUAUUUCAAAGGGUAUACACGAUCAUUCUGCUGUUAAUGUUCAUAUUGUUGAAUUAAUAGUUAAGAAAAAUUGGGAAGAUGUUUGGGAAAACGAUUUUGAGGCAAAUUUGCUAAGAGGAAUGGCUGCUACGAUGGUAGUAGUUGUAGCUGUUGCUGUUAUCCUUCUUAUUAUAAUUAUCAAACGGAAAAGGAGUCAUGGAUUCUUCGAUUUGGAUGAAUCAAGAGAAAAUUCACCGGCAAGAUUUAGAGGAAACAUUAUAAAUACAGCACCUGCCAUACCCACUCAAGAAGUUGAUGAUGGCGGAAUUGAAAAUCCUCUUGAUAUUGACUUUCCCAAAGUAUUUAAUCAAAUGCAAAAAAAUCAAGGAUUACCAUAAGGAUUUAUGGAACCCUAUAUGUGUUUCUUAAAGAUUAGAAAAAAAAAAAAAAAAAAAAAAGAAAAAAAAAAAAGAAGAAAACAAACUUUCAUAAAAAGAGGAAAGCAAAAGGGAAGAAACGUAAAGCAAUUUCAUGUCAGUAUCAAAUUGUGAUACCUAUGAUGAAUAUAGAGAAAUUAUAAUUUAUAUAUAAAUUGUGAUAGAACUUGUGCAAUCCAAAAAAAAAAAAAAAAAAAAAAAAAAAAAAAACGUGUUA